Messenger RNA from Phodopus roborovskii (desert hamster), 2127 nucleotides. It is a transcript of the gene Ormdl3, whose product is annotated as ORMDL sphingolipid biosynthesis regulator 3. Gene Ontology annotation, biological process: intracellular sphingolipid homeostasis; negative regulation of ceramide biosynthetic process; ceramide metabolic process. Gene Ontology annotation, cellular component: endoplasmic reticulum membrane. Bases 248 to 709 code for a protein of 153 amino acids. Lineage: Eukaryota; Metazoa; Chordata; Mammalia; Rodentia; Cricetidae. The transcript is spliced from 4 exons. The record is from RefSeq and is a predicted model, not a curated record.
UCGGGCGGGCGGGUGAAGAGGCAGCGUAGAAACUACACUUCCCAAGAGGCGCAAUGUGUUUAGGCGCGUGGCAGUGACGUCACGGGGCCCGGCUCAGGGAGCUGAUUCGGCCAGAGCUGCCAGCGGGGUGGCUACCGCCGCUGGUUUGUUACAGCUGCUGGAGCGGCCGCGGCCCGGGUUCUCGGGCUCCUCUCCCGGGCCCUCGACCUCCGGCCCCGCGCGAGCAGCAGUCAAGAGGGGUGGCAGGAUGAAUGUGGGCACGGCACACAGCGAGGUGAACCCCAACACGCGGGUGAUGAACAGCCGUGGCAUCUGGCUCUCGUACGUGCUGGCCAUCGGACUCCUGCAUGUCGUGCUGCUCAGCAUCCCCUUUGUGAGCGUCCCUGUCGUCUGGACCCUCACCAACCUUAUCCACAACUUGGGCAUGUACAUCUUCCUGCACACGGUGAAAGGGACACCCUUCGAGACUCCAGACCAGGGCAAAGCAAGGUUGCUGACCCACUGGGAGCAGAUGGACUAUGGAGUCCAGUUCACAGCCUCUAGGAAGUUCUUGACCAUCACCCCUAUUGUGCUGUACUUCCUCACCAGCUUCUACACCAAGUAUGACCAAGUCCAUUUCAUACUCAACACUGUGUCCUUGAUGAGUGUGCUCAUCCCCAAGCUGCCCCAGCUCCAUGGAGUCCGGAUUUUUGGAAUCAAUAAGUACUGAGGUGGUAGCCCCUUCCUCAGCCAGGUUGGCAGGGGAAGGGUAGAAGGCCUUUGCUGUGAUGCUGAAGACAGGAGCCUCUGGACACUCACUGCCAGAGAUGGGGGUGUGCCCUGGGCCUGGCUUCCCCCUCGCUUCCCCAGUAGCCGACUUGGAGUAGCUUGUAGUGGGGUUAGGGUGGGGCCCUUGGGCUCUAACCCAUUCUGAAGUUUUUGAUCUUUUCCUUUUGCCUUUUGAAUAGAGAUGCCUUGGGGGUGGUCAUGAAAGGGGCUGGGCUUUCCGGCUGACCAUGGACCUCAAAAGUUGGGACAGGAAGCCAGGAAAAACCCCUGUUGGCUUGUUUACCCUCAGGCAGCCAUAGCACUUUAGCCCCUGAGAUGGGGCAGAGGGACGGUACAGCUUCUGCUUUGUUUCCCCCUCAGUCUUGAGUGUGCGGGGUGAAACUCACUUUUGUAUGUAUUGGAAACACAUGUGCUACAGUCUCCGCCCUCUAGGUAGAGCAGUCAGGCUUUGAUGGUUUCCUUGCAACCCACCCUGGGUGAGCUAUGGGGUAGGAGGAAGAUUAGGGAAGGAAGAUGGGGUUGGGGGGCACCUGUGUAGAGCUGGGGUCCAGACGCUAUGCUCUGGUCCUGGGGAGAGGGUAGCUCUGAUCAGGGGUAGGGUGGGGUCUUAGGAUUGCCAAGAUGGCAACAGCUGAUGUGAAUCAGUGUAAAAAAGAGGAUCUGGCUAGGGGAAGCCAGACCCAGCCUCCUUUGGGAUGUGGGCUGGAAGGAGAGCUGGCUUGGAGGAUUAAUUUACCCACAGACUGAUGGUGAUGGGGGAGAGCGGCCCCUGGGUUUGAAGCUCCUGGCUUGGUGUGAGGGCGUGCACAGGCUGGAACAGGCCUGUGAGUCCUCCGGAGGACUCACAGGCCCAGCUGGACACUUCCCUUAGCUGUAUAUGAGGAAGUUUCCAUGGGUGGCUCAUCCUCAGCCCUUCAACUCGUAUUCUCAUGUAGAUUGUGCCAGGGCAUGCAUGUGAGGGGCCAAGAGGCCACCUCCACACGAGGUCAGCGGGCUCCACAGUGCUAUAGGAUCCCUGCCCAAACAGGGCACUAGUAGGGACAGCUGCAGGCACUGUCUUCUCAGCCCAAAAGAGAGGUGGGUCACAGAGCCUGAGGCUAAGCUGAAGAGGGGCUGUCUUCUCCCCUCGCUGGUUCGACUGGGGCAUGUUCCUGUGAAAAGGUGUGGGUGUCUGAGCCCUCUCCUGGGGAUGGAGGGAAAUCACUCACCCUGUUUCCUUCCCCUGACCCUCAUUCUCAACCCCAUGUAUCAUAGGGAACUUUUACCUUCUGGUCUUUCUAAGCAAAGUGUGAAUAGGAUUUUUACUCCCUUUGUACAGUAUUCUGAAAAAAUGCAAAUAAAGUGCAACAUGUUCUGUUA